Molecule: messenger RNA, 1236 nt
Organism: Aegilops tauschii subsp. strangulata
Lineage: Eukaryota; Viridiplantae; Streptophyta; Magnoliopsida; Poales; Poaceae
Source: RefSeq, a predicted model, not a curated record
AUGCCGUUGGUGGACCGGAUGCGCAAGAAGCUGUCCACCUGGAGGGCAUCCCUGUUGUCUCGCGGUGAGCGGCUCGCCCUGGUUCGACAUGUGCUCUGCGCCAUGCCUGGGCAUCUGCUCGCGGCUAUCGCCCUCAACGCCCACGUGCUCAAACUGGUCAACCGCCUCAUCCGUGAAUUCUUGUGGCACAGCAGGAAAGAUUCCGCUUCUGGAUACUACGCAGUUAACUGGCGCCGCGUCUGCAUGCCGCUGCAGCUCGGCAUCCGUGACCUGCGCCGCACUGGAAUCUCCCUCCGCACUCGCUGGCUCUGGCUUCAGGCCACGAACCAGACGCGCCCCUGGAGCCAUCUUCCUCCCCCUGCCGACCCCGAGACGCAGGCCAUCUUCCGUGCUUCCACCCGGUGGGAACUUGGCGAUGGGCGCACUAGCAAGUUCUGGACCAACCAUUGGGUUCAUGGCCAGUGCAUCGCCGAGAUCGCGCCGGCCAUCUUUGCUAUGGUGCCCAAACGACGCCGCCAACGUCGCCUCGUGGCUGACGGACUCCGGGACCGGGCCUGGGUUCAGGACAUCGUUGGCGCCUUGGGCCCCCUGGCGACAGUUCAGUACAUUGAGCUAUGGAAGCGUCUACUUCCGUUAUCAACCUUCGGGCAUCCCGACAUUCUUCGGUGGCGAUGGACAGCAAAUGGCACAUACUCUGCAAAAACCUGCUACGAUGCUCUCUUCCUCGGCUCCACCUCAUCCCCGCAUGCCAAACUCACCUGGAAGACUUGGGCCCCUCUUAGCGUCAAGUUCUUCAUAUGGCUGGCCUUACAAGACCGGUGCUGGACAAACGAGAGACUCGCGCGCCACGGACUGCCGCACAGCCACGCCUGCGCAUUCUGUGAUCAGGCCAUUGAAUCCAUGCAACACCUCUUGAUCGGUUGCCCCUUCUCUCGCAUGGUGUGGCACGAUGUAUUCCCCAAGCUACGACUCACCAGCAGCAUUCCUCUCGGCCACGAGCCCUUCUUUGACUGGUGGCAGGCAUCCACGUCCUCUGCCCCAGCUUCUCUUCGUAAGGGCACGACCUCCCUUGUGAUUAUCGUCACCCGGACCCUCUGGAAGCAUAGAAAUUCCUGCACCUUCGACGGCAUCCGCCCAUCUGUGACCGAGGCCUCUCGCGCCGCUCUGGCCGAGGCUGCAAUGUGGGCCACGGCUGGCGCAAAAGGACUGCGCUCCUUUGUUUUUGAACCGCCUUGA